Molecule: messenger RNA, 927 nt
Organism: Castor canadensis (American beaver)
Lineage: Eukaryota; Metazoa; Chordata; Mammalia; Rodentia; Castoridae
Product: olfactory receptor 8A1-like
Biological process (GO): G protein-coupled receptor signaling pathway
Cellular component (GO): membrane
Molecular function (GO): G protein-coupled receptor activity; olfactory receptor activity
Source: RefSeq, a predicted model, not a curated record
AUGACAGGAAAUCACUCUACAGUGGUGGAGUUCAUUCUCAGAGGAUUAACUAACCAAACAGAGCUCCAGAUCCCUCUAUUCCUCCUCUUCCUGGGAAUCUACAUAGUCACCAUGGUGGGGAACCUAAGCAUGAUCACCCUGAUUUGUCUCAGCCCACAGCUUCACACACCCAUGUACUUCUUCCUCAGUAACUUGUCAUUAGUGGAUCUCAGCCACUCCUCUGCCAUUACUCCUAAAAUGCUGGUCAACUUUGUGUCCCAGAAGAACAUCAUCUCCUAUGUGGGGUGCAUGUCUCAGCUCUACUUAUUCCUUGUUUUUGUCAUUGCUGAGUGUUACAUGCUUACGGUCAUGGCUUAUGACCGCUAUGUGGCCAUCUGCCAGCCCUUGCUUUACAACAACAUCAUGUCACAUGCUGUCUGCUCUGUGCUGGUGGCUGUGGUCUACACUAUGGGACUCAUUGGAUCAACAAUAGAGACUGGCCUCAUGUUAAAUCUGAGCUAUUGUGAGGUCCUCAUCAACCACUACUUCUGUGACAUCCUCCCUCUUAUGAAGCUCUCCUGCUCUAGCACCUAUGAUGUGGAGAUCAUUGUCUUUUUUAUAGCUGGAUUCAACAUUGUAGCCACCAGCAUAACAGUCCUUGUUUCCUAUGUCUUCAUCUUGUCCAGCAUCCUCCACAUCGGCUCCACUGAGGGCAGAUCCAAAGCCUUCAGCACCUGCAGCUCUCACUUUGCAGCUGUGGGACUCUUCUAUGGAUCAUGUGCCUUCAUGUACUUAAAGCCCUCCACAGCCAGUUCCCUGGCCCAGGAGAACAUGGCCUCUGUGUUCUACACCACAGUGAUCCCCAUGCUCAACCCCCUGAUCUACAGCCUGAGGAACAAGGAGGUCAAGGCUGCCCUGCGCAAGACCCUAAGGAGAAAACUCUUAUGA